CGUUUAAACUGCAACUAACCUUCUCUUUUUCUCUUUCUCAUUCUCCACUCUCUAGGGUUCGAUAGUUAAAUCGAGAGUUGUGAACAAGACGAGUGUAUCGUUCCUCGUUCGAAUCGUUCCUUUUUUCUUCGUUCAACAAGAAUCGAUCUCAUGGCACCACCACUAAAUCCUUAUUCUGGUACCAGCACCUUAGCUUUGGUCGCUAGAGCUUCUGCUUUAUCCUUCGGCGUUGUUUAUGGAUCCAUUAAGCUCAAGUACCUUAAGUCAAAAGCCAAGUCUCAACAGAAAGCUGAGGCCAAGUCUCAUCACUAAAAGCAGUGAGAUGGAUGGAGCAGAAUACCCAAAUAAUUCAUGACGUGGAACUGUACCAUGUUUUCUCCUAUUUUUUUUCCUUCUGAUUUUAAGUUUUGGUUAAUCAUAAGCAUUGAGUUUAGUGCAUCGUGAAAAUGUUAAAAUUAUGAUGAUUUUGCCUUGUUUUAAUAGUUACAUUGACUCAAUUUAAGUUUGAAGUUUAUAUUGCAAGGGCCUGCUACAUAUUGUUUAUUCAUUUGCUUUUAGACUGGAAAUUUGUUUUCACUAA
Molecule: messenger RNA, 580 nt
Organism: Trifolium pratense (red clover)
Lineage: Eukaryota; Viridiplantae; Streptophyta; Magnoliopsida; Fabales; Fabaceae
Exons: 3
Coding region: 151-312 (53 amino acids)
Biological process (GO): proton motive force-driven ATP synthesis
Molecular function (GO): proton transmembrane transporter activity
Source: RefSeq, a predicted model, not a curated record